Messenger RNA from Limulus polyphemus (Atlantic horseshoe crab), 3604 nucleotides. RefSeq names its product protein MRVI1-like. The record is from RefSeq and is a predicted model, not a curated record. The transcript is spliced from 12 exons. Lineage: Eukaryota; Metazoa; Arthropoda; Merostomata; Xiphosura; Limulidae. The coding region runs from base 240 to 2045 and encodes 601 amino acids.
GCCAUUAAAAAGUCUGUCAUAAAUAGGUCAUCAGUUUGGGUAACGAAAACGUAUCUGAGGCAGUGUUGUACUGCUGAGAAUAUUAAUAAACCCAGUGGGACGCUAAUAAUAAAAUUCUAAUUUCCCAAAAUGUGCGAAACGUAAUAGGUAGCGUAUUCUGUCGCACAUUUUCUGUAUGGGCACUAAAAACUUAACAGUUCCUACGUGUGAGCUGGGCAUAUUUGGUGGUGAGUAGCUGGAUGCUUUUGACAAGUUUUGUCAUUGAUGAGCUGAAAUCGAGUCACAAUUUACUGUCGGGUUUGAUAGUUGCCAUUGAGGAUAAACUUAGGAAACGAGCGUUAUCUUUAACUCCGAAACACAAGCUUCUCAUGCCAGACUUAAUGGAGACGUUGGAGACGGAAUCUGUCAAAGGAAGUGCCAAUAAAAACCGGGAAAGCGAAAGUAUCGACCAACAGCCUGCUGUGGAAAUGGCUGUUCCCCCUGCUCCAGGAAAUAAUCCGAUAUAUCCGAGUUUUCCAGAUACAUUUCUCAAGCGAUUAGGUCUUCAUGGAAGCUCUUCUUUUAGCAAUGACCAGCUAAGUGAACAGGAAAUCGAGAGCAAGUUUAGUACCCUUUCUUUGGGCUUCAAGACGGAUAAGCUAACUUUAAGCAAAAGAAUAGAACUUCAACAACGCCAAAGAGACACUGCCGAGACGAACGUGGAAAAUGAAACAAAAGCUCUGAAAGAAUACCUUAAUGUAUUAAACCAGCUUAGCACCACGCAUGAGAUGAGAGAGUUGAUUAGCAAGAUUCAACAACAGGUAGAUGUGGUGCACCGGUCCACCUGUCGCGUGUCUAGUCGCGCCGAAAUAUAUGGCGCUGUCCAACAGGAAGAAAGAAUGAAUCGAGCCUUUGAAGUUAUGGUCAUGUACGUCGAGAACCUUAAACGAGUGUACGAGAAGGAGCACCAGGAGUUAGAGGAGACUCGACGUUUGUUAAUAGAGAAUCGUCUGCUGCCUAGCAACAGUAGUGAAGCCGGAAAUGAUGAGUCCAAAAUGUUACGUUCACUCAGGUCAAUGUCUAUUGGUGGAGGUGGAAAAACUAUGCAUGGUGUAUCACAUCAUUACCUUAUGCAUGCUACAAAAGAGGCUAGCCUCAGAAGAGCCAGUUUUUCUACUUUGCAUCAUCAUUAUUUACCUAUUGACAGAUCACAUGGUUCUAUAAUUACAAAUGGUGUGGAAAGCCGAGGUCGCUUACUGAGUACUGUGGUCUCUGCGGUUAGUAGUUUAGGGACAACAACAGGUAAUGCUAACUUAUCAAAUAGACUUUCAACUCAUCCUUCAUCCACACCACCUAAACAGUUCAUGAGUAGACGUAGUUCUUUACCGGCGGCUACUGGGCCUGUGUUUGGUCUUGGUCGUUCAUCGAUUGCUAUUUCCACACUCAACGGCAAGAGCCUACACGCGGAGGACAUUCCUGAGCAAGAGUUGGACUACUGUGCUAACGGGGACGAAGGAAAGAAAUAUCUCUUGAAAAACGAUUCCUCGAGCAAACUGGAUCAGACCAUUCAAGCAAGUAAAGAUGAAAAUCUGUUUAUGAUGAGAACACGCCGUACUGAUUCAGCUGGGCAGAUUUCAGCAGAGAAAAACUCCGAGUUUGAGAGUUUAGCAAGACAAAUUUCCGUUAAAAGCUGCGAGGAAGUGCCAUUAGAAUUCGACUCCCAGAGUUCAUUGGACGAUGAUGGAUUGACGGAACAAGGAAGCGAUGAUGGUGGAAACUUGGGUAUUCAUGAACACUGGGCUGUUCGAAACAGAACAUUGGAUAAAUCUUCUAUAAUUCGUAAGAUUUUUUGGGAGAUGAGAGAGUGGGACAACACAACUUUACAAUCAAGACUUCGGCUGAUCCUCAGUGUUAUCCUAGUGUUGGCGGGAGUCUUCAGUAUUGUAGCAACGCUUGUACCCGUCCAAGCUACUACAGCUUGCCCUCAAACAUCCAACACUUCCUUCCAGAAUAUUCUCCGGGUUUUCUUUGGCCCUUACCUGUCCCUGACCCAUAAUCCUUUGUAAAGAUCUAAAACGUGCAUCUGAUUUUGUUAUUUUUCACUAAUCUUUCUCUCAAAUUGUAUUUGGCUUUUUCUUCUUUCUUUCUUUCUUUCUCAUAAUUCUUUAGAAACUUUAAAAAGACACAUUUUGUUUGGUUUCUACGUCUUCAAAACAAUUUUUUAACGUUUUUUGUAGGGAAUGAAUAUCUUAAAAGAAUGAGUAAUGCGUUAGUUUUCUCUGUCUGCUAUAAUGCAUCCUAGUUACGUCGAAACUGUAGGAAGAUCUUACUAUAACAAAACCACACAGGCUUAUAUGUAGGCGUAUUAGGAAAGGUGGUUCAGAAGUUGUAUUCUGCUCUACUGUAUGAAUAAGACAUUGUUAUAGUUGCAUAAAAAUCUUCAUGUAAAUAUCCUAAACACCUGUAAAAUAGAAUAACUUUGUAUUUAAAAAGUACGUUAUCAUAACUGUUUUAAUUUCACAAAAGUAUCUAAGCCUUUGUGAGUGAGAACUUUGUUGUGAUAUGAUGAUUAUUUCAAGCGUGUUAUUGUAAAAUAACCUUCAGUCCGAUUUUGAGCUAUUGCAUUCAUUUUCAUAGUAAAUAUUUCACUGUGUUGUAAGACGUUUUAUAACUCUAGAUUAUCAGCUUUAUGGCAAGUGUUUCCCAUGUACAAUGUUAGCAUCGUGAGUAAAUUUGUUAAAAAUAAAGAAUAAAACUAGGCAUUCUUUUUAUAUACAUACAUGUAUGCAGGAAUAUUUUUUACAAACUUUACUUUUUUUUGGUUCAGUCAGUUAUUUCUUAACAUUGAAUUCAGAAAAUAUAAUUCGCAAAUGUAAUAUGUGUAUUAACAGUAUAUUUUAAGUAGGUUAAUAAAUUAGCAAGUAUAUUUAGUUUAUUCUGAUUUUGAAACAGUGUUUGAGUUUUAAGGUUAAAUAUUGCUGUAGCUUGAGACCAUUUUAUUCUAUACUUUGUUUUGCUAGUGCUAUAAUUUUUAUAGCAAUUUUUAGUGAAAACGAUAAAUGGGCAUUACCCAAAGUUAUUGACUGUCACUUAUUGCUGUUUUAAUAAUGGCACAAAAAUAUUUCUGUAUGUGCCAUUUAAGUCUAAACUGUAAUUUCACAAAAGUGUGUGUGUGUGUGUGCACGCGCAUCCGGUUAUAAUUGGUGAACCGCUGAACCGAUUUUCACUAAACCCUUCAUACUUCCUUAGGAACCCCUGGGGAGUAACAUAAGGGGUUGUCGUACGGAUUUCACCCCCCCUCUCUUAUAACACCCACGGAGGCCCCUUCAUGUCAUUCCUGUGUUUUGAAUGGAUAAGUCAGUUAGUAACUUUUAUUUUAUCAUAAUAUUUCAGGAAGUGUCUUAUCUGUCUCUUUGUAUAAAAUUAGAUUGACAAACUAAAAAGUUUUUUCACUAGUCUGUUUGAUCAAACCCUACACUCACAAGUUGCACAUUUUAGUAGAUGAAAUUUCUAAUCUUUCUUAAACCUUAUCUAUACUAGAACUGAGAAUGAAUAAAUAAUGUUGCGCUUUUAUUAUUACUUCAAGAAGUUGUAUUUUGUGUGUAAUAAACUGCUUUUAAUUAUA